Anthostomella pinea is the source of this 576-nucleotide messenger RNA. Lineage: Eukaryota; Fungi; Ascomycota; Sordariomycetes; Xylariales; Xylariaceae. The record is from the annotation of a GenBank genome assembly.
AUGGACGUGUUGUACCUCAAAUCGGCAGAUACCGGCAGUAAUUCACUUCUUCUGCGCGCGACCGUCCGUCAAGGGGGCCGCGGCAAGAUAAAUGUUGUCACACUGCUCGAUUCUGGGUGUACAGCACUCUCUUUUAUGGACAACACCUUUGCGCGAGACUAUAACUUCGAUAUUUUAUGCCUCCCCAAGCCGAAACAGCUACGCCUUACCGAUGGCGAACGAAAAAACAACGUCACUGAAUUCGUCGCUGUGACGAUGGAGGGCAUAACUGAGGAGCACAAGGCGAGACUAGAUGUGCGAUACCACGCGUUUGUUGACGACCUGUUCGACAAGCAUUUUAUCAACAGGGUCACAGACAAGGAUAUUGAGAAAUACCUCAAGGGAAAGAAGCCCGCGACUGUGCAAGAGAUCAAGAAGAAGCUGCCACCAGAUUACCACGACCUUAUCAACUUAUUCCUGCCCUCCAAAGCGACGAAGCUACCUAAACACAGAUCAUACAACCACUGUAUCGACAUCGAGCCCGGCAAAUCUAUCCCCAGCUCGAAAACGCGCCCCAUGUCCCAAUCCGAACUCUGA